Molecule: messenger RNA, 1221 nt
Organism: Coregonus clupeaformis (lake whitefish)
Lineage: Eukaryota; Metazoa; Chordata; Actinopteri; Salmoniformes; Salmonidae
Product: CARD- and ANK-containing Inflammasome Adaptor Protein
Molecular function (GO): protein binding
Source: RefSeq, a predicted model, not a curated record
AUGCAGAGAGCUCUAGCUGCCAAAUAGGCCCGUGUGGAUGCCACCCUCCCAAACCUCUCCUGAGCCCUCCACCUGGCUGUCCAGAGUGGGAGUGAGGUCAUAACCCAGACCCUGCUGGAGAUAAGCUCAGACCCCAACACCCCCGGGCCUAAAGCACACACCCCUCUGCACCUGGCUGCCCAACACAACAGGCCUACCAUAGUGUGGUUACUAUUAAAGGCUGGAGCUCAGGUGAAUGCUGUCUCCCAGGAAUGCAAGACCCCCCUCCACACAGCCAGCCAGAAGGGCCACUCAGACACAGUGAGUCAGCUCUUGAAGGGCCAGGCAGACCAAGAGUACACCGACAGGCAGGGCAGGACUGCCCUGUACUGGGCAGCUACUACCCAAGGAGAGGGGGCUGUGGUGGGACUACUGCUCUCAGCUGAGGCUGACCACAACGACCAACGGGAGAAGAAGACGCUAUUACACUUAUCAGCCAUGGAAGGGAGAGUGGACGCCGUGUCAACACUAUUGGUGGGGAAGUCAAGGGGAGGGGCCAAAGAUAUGGACGUUUCCACUCCUCUCCACUACGCUACGGCUAACGGUCACGUCCGAGCAGCCGCCGCUUUCCUCUCCUCGAAGAACGUAAAAGAUGGGAACGUGUGGAGGAAAAUGCCACUGCAUGCUGCCUCUGAACACGGCCAUGAUGGCCUAGUGGAGCUGCUGCUGAAAGGCAGGGUGAAGAUAAACGCUCUGGACAACAGCAAAGACAUGCCCCUGCACUGUGCAGUCUGUGUCGGCCACCAGAGGGAGGCAAAGAGGCUGGUGGGAUGGGGAGCACAGGGGACAGGGCAGGGGGAGAGGGCCAACCUACAGAUCAGAAAUAAUGUAGGGAAGACCCCACUGCAGGUGGCAGAGGCUGGGGAAACACAGGGACACGAGGACAUCGCCACGCUGCUGAAGAGAAAGAUGCUACUCAUCAAAUAGAGGAGAAGAUAGAGUUUCCAACAGAGGGCAGCUAGAUAUCUGGAACCCUUACUUGUGAUAGAUUACUCUAGACAAAUGACUCAAUUUUGUAAUAUGUAGUAGACAGAGUGAGUGAGCACAAAUGUAACAAUGAUUAUGAAUUUGUCAUUGCUUUAUUCUGAUUGCUGGUUUUGAAAUGCUCACUGCACUAAAUGUUACAUUUCAAUCAAGAGCUCAAUUUUGUAAAAAGUUUGAAAUAAACAUUUUUUAAUUUUA